Messenger RNA from Physella acuta, 1834 nucleotides. RefSeq names its product glyoxylate reductase/hydroxypyruvate reductase. Gene Ontology annotation, cellular component: cytosol. The record is from RefSeq and is a predicted model, not a curated record. Gene Ontology annotation, molecular function: NAD binding; hydroxypyruvate reductase (NADH) activity; glyoxylate reductase (NADPH) activity. Lineage: Eukaryota; Metazoa; Mollusca; Gastropoda; Physidae.
CCUACUACACUACUGUUCUAGAAUCUAAACUUCUUUAGCUAUAAUAACCCAGUGAAAUACUAGGCCUACUUUAGUUACAAACCUACUAGACUACUGAAAAGUGAAGCCAUUCUAGGUCUUACACUUUUCUGAGUUUGCUUUAAGAAAAUAUUAUUCCCUUGUUCAUUAAAUCCUAUAUCAAAUAGAACCACAUCUAAAAAAUUGGCUGCAAAAACUAUGGACUCAACACAUUUACCCACAGUUUUUCUACCAAGAAAGUACCCCCAAGCUGGCUUGGACAGGUUAAAGAAGUUUUGUCAAGUUGUUAUAUUUCCUGAAGAAAGACCCAUCACUCGGGAUGAAUUCCUAAAUUCCAUCCCUGGAACGUAUGCAUUAUUUGUGAAUCCUAUGGACCGUAUUGAUAAGGAAGCUCUUGAUAUUGCUGGUCCUACACUGAAAGUUGUGGGCACAUUCUCCUCUGGCCUUGAGCACAUUGACCUUGAGGAGUGUAGAAAACGGGGAAUUCAAGUUGGAUGUGUUCCAGAUACAUUAACCAAGGCUGUGGCGGAGAUGGCGGUUGGGCUUUUGUUGGCUGCUGGCAGAAGAUUCCAGGAGGGAAUUGAGAGUGUCCACAAUGGAGUGUGGGGAACCAAGUGGGAAAAUGCUCUAUGGCUGGCUGGCAAACAAGUCUCUGGUUCUGUCAUAGGCAUUGUGGGUCUGGGCAGGAUCGGUAUGGCUGCAGCUAAACGUCUAGCUGCCUUUGAGCCAGCCAGAAUUUUGUACUGUGGCAAUAGUGAUAAACCUGAAGCUAAAGCAGUGAAGGCUAAGUUUGUUAGUUUUCAUGAAUUACUGGAGACCUCAGAUUUUAUUCUUGUGACAUGCUCUCUAAAUGAGUCUAACAGAGGUAUGUUUGAUGCUGAUGCCUUUAAGAGAAUGAAAAAUGAUGCAGUGUUUGUUAACAUAACUCGUGGUGCUUUAGUAGACCAUGAUGCAUUAUACGAAGCCUUGUUGAACCACCAGAUUGGCGCUGCUGCCAUUGAUGUGACAACACCAGAGCCCCUUCCUACAAAUCAUAAACUGUUGACUCUGAAGAAUUUGUUAGUCACCCCCCACAUAGCUAGCGCGACUGUCGAAACUCGUAACGCAAUGUGUAACUUGACAGUGGACAAUAUACUUGCAGGACUGAGUGGUCAACCACUGCCCUCCCCAGCUUAUGUCUGAUGGGAACUAGCAUAUAGGUACUAGUCAUCAGUUAUGAUUGUUUUAAUAAAAUGCACUUGUUGAUUAUGCAAUUUCAUAAAAUGGCGUUAUGUUUAUAUUUAGCGUAUUUAAUCGGACUGACUAAUACAAAAACAAGAACUGAUGAAUUUAGCAAAUUCAUAUUUAACUUUCUGAUAUAGAGUUUAAAAUAUAAUAAAAUGAGGCACCGCUAAUUAUUUAUUACAAUGCAGUCAUGACUUAUGGGGGGACUAGCUCAAGGAGGAUUUUGUCUUUCAUGUUUUUCAAUUCAAAAGAUGUUAAAUAUCAUUUCUCAGCUUGUGAUUCUUAUAGUAUUCUUGUUAAAUAUAAUAAUCAUAUUUUGACUUUUGACAGAUAUUUGUCACAUUAACAUUCCUCAAAUUUCCUUUUAAUGUGUCACAAAUAUUAACCAUAAAUGUGGCUAAAUUAGUUUUCAAAAUAUAUCGACUUUGGUUCUCAGUAUGUUAAAAUAUUUUGAAUGGCAUUUUAAAUAGAACCACAAUGACCUCUGAUGGUGGAUAGCACACCAUAUUUAAAUUAAUUUUUAAUGUAAAUUUAUUUUUAUGUUCUAUUUUUUUGUACAGGGUAUGUCAUUAAAUUAACUAAUAAUUCUCUA